Anolis carolinensis (green anole) is the source of this 12738-nucleotide messenger RNA. Its product is annotated as flt3-interacting zinc finger protein 1-like. The record is from RefSeq and is a predicted model, not a curated record. Gene Ontology annotation, molecular function: chromatin insulator sequence binding. Gene Ontology annotation, biological process: regulation of transcription by RNA polymerase II. The coding region runs from base 1 to 1107 and encodes 368 amino acids. Lineage: Eukaryota; Metazoa; Chordata; Lepidosauria; Squamata; Anolidae. Gene Ontology annotation, cellular component: chromosome. The transcript has a single exon.
AUGGAGAAUUGUGGUGAAGUGUGGCCAGAAGGCCAGUGCUCCCUUGAUGCUUCAGCUGCUGUUCGCACUACCACAAUAACGAUGGAAAGGUGUGCAGUUCUCUACUCAGAUGUAGAAGAUGACCCGUCCCUCCUGACAGACAAUGGGAUGGGCACCCGGGCCCCUUUCCACUGCUCUGAGUGUGACAAAAGUUUCCGCUAUCGCUCAGACUUGCGCCGACAUUUUGCCCGGCACACAGAGCUGAAACCUUUCCAGUGCCCGCACUGUGUCAAGAGCUUUAAGCAUUCCUUUAACCUGGUGAACCAUAUACGGAGCCACACCGGGGAGCGCCCCUACCGCUGCACCAUGUGUCCCAAAGGUUUCCGCGACUCAACAGGGCUCCUCCACCAUCAGGUGGUGCACACUGGGGAGAAGCCGUACUCCUGCCCCAUCUGUGAGCUCCGCUUCUCCUCCCGUGGCAGUUUAGGCCGCCAUCUCAAGAGGCAACACCGCACUUCUGCCGCGGCUGCAAUCCCUCAAGCUCCCGUGCCCCGCUGCCUGGCCUGUGGCAAAGAGCAGAGCCCUCUUGGCCACCUCUGCAGUGCUGGGCGAGGACGGGCCACUCCCUUUGGAUGCGGGGCCUGCGGGCGGCACUUUCAGUUGGCGUCAGAGCUGCGUCGCCAUUGGCUGGCCCAUACUGACAUUAAGCCCUUCAAAUGCCCAGAGUGUGAGAAGGACUUCAAUGCUGCCUCUCUGUUAGAGCGCCACAAACUCACCCAUGUAAAGGGCAGGCUGCCGCCAUGCCCAGUUUGCUCCGAGAAAGUCCAGCAGAGCGACACGGUGCCAGAACCACCAAGCCUGGAAGCAGAGCCAAAAGGAGAGCAGGAGGAGGUGAAAGCCCUGCAGCAUAGCAGUGGCUGCCCAACUUGCCGGCCUCCAGAUGCCAGCCCCCCAGAGACACUGUUCCAGUGCGACUGUGGGACCUUUUUUGCUAAUGGCAACACUCUGGCCGCUCACUUGACUGCCCAUGGAGGGGAGCCCUCCUUCACAUGCGGCAUUUGCGGUCAACCCUUUGUGAACUUGCAGAUCUUGGAGGAGCACCCUUGUCUUCAGUUUCUGCACGUCUGACCAAGAACUUGAAGCACUGCAGAAGAAUGUUCACUUUCUGGAGGAUCUUUCCCGCUUUUUACCUUAUGACAAGUAUAAGCAAUGGAGACUCCUGGGCCUGUUGCCCAAGGCGAUGCACCCCGAGAACUUAUCUAACAUCACUCAAGAGCAGCUGGAAGCGUCCUUUUUGAAAAUGUGCCACUAUGGGGAACACUGUGAAUCCUGCAAUUCCCUGAAAGAACUUCUCAUUUCUUUUUUUUAAUGUUUUUUUUAAGUGUUUCUGUACAUAGAAAGAGUGAGAACAAUAGUGGGUAUAGGAAAGAUAGAAGAAAGGGAAAAAAGAAGAAGAAAAAAUGAAAAAAAAUUAGGAGAGGCGUAAGAAAAAAAGAAAAAGAAAAAAAAAGAAGAAAAUAUAUUUUUAAAAAGUAUUUGCCUUCUAAUUCAUUCCUUUCAGGCAUGUUUCAUAUCCAUCUUAAAUAGUUCCCGCCUUCUGUCUUUUAUGUUUAUAAGUAUCAUUAUCUUACUGACUUCUCAUAUUGAUUCUAUAAUUAAUAGUGUUCGUUGCUUCUCUAGGAAGUCCUUGACUCUUGACCAAUCUGUUGUAGUAGUAGUAGCAAUUUAUUACGGUCUAUGACCAGAAUAUAUAGAAAUGGGCACAGGUGCCCGAAAGGGGAAUCGCAGUUCCCAUAAAAGUCAGAUAAAAGAGCAAGUUAAAAACAUGCUAUAAUAAAAACAAAUUAAAAGCAGACUAUUAGCAGGGUCAGCUAAUAGUAAAUAUCGAUCCUCUGGAGGGGGAUAGAGGGAGCAUUUGCAGUCUUUCAGUUAUAACAGAUUGCUCUGGCUACAGGCCCUGUGGGGUCAGUCAUCGUCCGUCUGAUGGAAAUUGCUGCCGCACAGAACCUGGCGACACUAUAGGUUAUUGCAGAACAGGAGUCUGAGAGCAGCAGAGAGGUGUAGUAUCUUUCAGUGCGGCCUGGAUGUUUUAAAAGCCAAGGAGUGAUGAAAUUGAUUCUAAUAUCUCUAUAAAACAUACACUGGAGGAGCACGUGCUCGAUAGUUUCGAUAUGGCCAGACUCACAAGGGCAUAGUCUUUCCAGAGCAGGGGUCUUCCGGUACCUCCCCUCCAGUACUGCUGAUGGGAGGGUGUGACAUCUUGCAAGAGUGAAGGCUUUACGAUGAUUAGGCACCUCCAGGUUUGUUAAAUAAGCCAUGGGAGUGAUGGUAUAUCUGUUGUUUGCACUAAUGUUAAAGACUGGAGAGCAAGCUAAAUCAGAUUGUCGCUCUGUAUCCAGGAUCCGUUGUCUGAUGUGGACCUUAGCUUGGUCCCAUCCCAUGCUUAGUAGAUGUUUUUGAGAGAAGCCUAGAGUUGCGAUUUUAGUUGCUACUACCUUGUUCCAUGUGGAUUGAAACUCAUCUCUCAGAGUUAGCGGGGCAAGGCCACAUGGCGAGUGAGACAGAUGCAGCCAGUAAUUGAGAGUGGCUAUCCAUGCUCUCACCUCCACUCUCACGAGGCCUGUUUCUAAACGCAGGAUGGCGUUUGAGACGCAUCUGGGGACUUGCAUCGUUGAUCUUAAAAAAUUUGAUUGUACCUGCUCCAGAGGGGCAAAGUUUGGGUAGGGGCCGAGCUGGGCUCCAUACAUCAUUUGUGCUAUUGGUUUUGCCUCAAAGAGCUUAAGAGCUGCUGGAAUAUAGUGGCCUCCUCCUGUCUUGAGAAACUUUAGGAUAGCGUGUGAGCUCUUUUGCGCCGUCUCCGCUACGUAAUCAGCAUGUACUUUUCUAUUUCCAGUGCAGUGAAAGAAUACCCCCAGAUAUUUAAAUCUUGAGACCUGUUCGAUGUUGUGUCCAUCUAGUCUCCAUGUAUGGUUCUUGGGUCGUUUCGCAAACUCCAUAAUUUUGGUUUUUUGAAAGUUAAGGUGAAGCUGUUCUGCACUGCAAUAUUUUGCUAGGGCUCUCAGGGCUCUUUUCAGGCCAACUUGGGUUCUGGAUAGUAGCACUGCGUCAUCAGCGUAAAGCAGGAUAGAUAGGUGCCUUUCUGCCAAUUUUGGAGGGUGGUAGUCCAAGUUGUAAAGGUGCUCCACCAUGGAGUUGAUAUAAAAGUUAAAUAAUAGUGGGGCCAGAGUACAUCCCUGUUUAACGCCUUUCUCUGUUUCAACUGCCCUAGUAAGGUGGCCUUGAGAGCUACAUCUUAUUUUCAGUGUGGUCCCUUCAUGUAGGGAACGUAUUAGUUGCAGGAGUCGUUUAUCUAUUGAAGUGGACCCAAGUUUUUCCCAUAGCUUGAUACGGGAGAUAGAAUCAAAGGCUGCUCUAAAGUCUAUAAAUGCAGCAUAGAGGGACGAUGUUCUCUGGGAGGUAUAUUUUUCUAUAAGGUGCUGUAAUACUAUGCACUGGUCGAUGGUGGACCGUCCUUCCCUGAAGCCAGCUUGUUCCUCCGCAAGUAUGUUUUCUUGCUCCAUCCAGUCCAGCAAUUUCCAGUACAGAUGUCUUGUAUAUAUUUUGCUAAUAGUAUUAAGGAGGCUAAUGGGUCUAUAAUUAGCCGGAUCGUCCUGCCUCCCUUUUCUUUUAUAUAUGGGUACAAUGACUGCCAUCCCCCAGUCCUUGGGUAUUUGGCCGUAUUUCUCGAUACAGGUAAAUAGAGAUGCAAGGAUAGGCGACCAAAAGUCCAAAUUAUUUUUGAUGACCUCGGGCGGGAUCGCAUCCUCUCCUGGUGCCUUUCCUGGUUUAAGUUGGGCUACUAGUCUCUCUAUUUCUGCAGUUGUCACCGGUGGCCAAGAGGGAAGGCUUUCCAUUGAUAUGUUUGGGCAUACAUAUCUGCCUGCAUUUUCCGAAUAGGUGUCCCUGUAUAGUUCUUGAAAGUAUACUUCCCAACUUGCUGGCGAGAUUUGUGAGUCAACUGCAGUUUGAUCCCUGCUUUGUAUGUUAGAUGUAAUACGCCAGAAAGUGGUUGUAUCCUUAGCCUUGACGGCUUCGAUGAGCCGCUCCCAGUUGUUUUUUAUGGCUUCUCUCUCUUCUUGCGCGUUAGUAGUUGUUUAUAUUGUCUCUUUUGCAGCAGAAGGUCUUGUGCAGUAGUUGAAGUGGGGUUGAAUUUAAAACUCUGAUAAACAGUGGAAAGUGCUUUCUUAGCAGAAAGACAUUCCUUAUCAAACCAUGUUUGGGAUUGUUGGUGUGGUUGUCGCUGUAGCUGAGUCCUCUCUGUGUUGUUGCCCUGACUUAGCUGACUUUGGAGCUCUUGGACAAUAUUUCUGUAAGUUUCCAUAAGAGCAUUGGCGUUUUCGGCUGAGAUCAAAGAGGUACGAAGGCUCGUAAGUCGCUCUGUUUUUAGCAGAUCUGUUAUUCUUUGAUUCACUUGUAGGGUCCACUUGACUCGUUUAUAGAAUCCUUCUGUAAGCUGCAAUGGUAGUCUAUAGGAUUCUGUCAAAUGGAUUUCCUGGGAAAAACCAUGUAGAUGGAGUAACACUGGGAAGUGAUCGCUCUCAGGUUUGGGCAUCUGUUAUUUUAUGUCCUAAUUUAAUUCUUUCUGUCAGAAUGUCCAUUUGCAUAAUCUCAAGUACUUUAGUAGUCCAUUCAUGUAUGUCUGGUAUUUCUUUUUGUCUCCAUUUUUUGGCUAUGAUAAUUUGCGCGGCUGUGGUUAGAUAAAAGAACAAUUUCUCUUGGUUUUUGUCUAAUUUGAUGUCAGUGAUACUCAGGAGGAAGUAUUCUGGUUUCAUUUUAAUAUUGACCUGGAGGAUUUCUUCCAUACUUUUCCUCACUUCUUCCCAGAACUUCUGAAUUUUCUUACAUAGCCACCACUGAUGGAGAAACGUACCUUUCGUUGUUUCACAUCUCCAGCAUUUAUUUGUUUGAUACGUUCCUAUAGAAUUUUGCCAGCUUCUCAGGGGUGAGAUACCACCUGUGAAACAUUUUGAGCCAGUUUUCUCUUAAGUUUAUUGAAGCAGUGUAUUUUAGCUUUUUGUUCCACAUGUUUUCCCAUUCCUCAAGUUUAAUUGUCCUGUUGAGGUCUUUGGCCCAUUGUAUCAUGCAGGAUUUAAUCAGUUCUGUUUCUGUAUCCCACUCUAAUGAUUGAUUAUAUAAUAUUUUUAUAGUUUUUUGUUUCUUUUUCAUUAUUUUAUCUCAAAUAUUCUCUUUGACCAUGAAGCCCUUUACUUUAUCUUCUUUAUAACAUUCUUUAAUUUGGUAAUAUUGGAACCAGGUUAUCUUCAGGUUCGAUUGCUUGAUUUCAUCAUAAGUUUUUAUUGUCAGGUCUUUAUCUUGGGCCUGCAAGAUUUGUUUAUAUGUGAGCCAUUUAUCUUCUCCCAAUUCUUUCUUAUGUUUAGCCUCUACCGGAGAUAUCCAUAAUGGAGUUUUAUUAUAAAAUCUCAUCUUGUGUUUCUCACAAACUCUAAUUAGCGCUGCCCUUAUGAAAUGAUUAUUAAAGUUUCUUUCCACUUUCUUUUUUUGGUACCAAACCUCAGGUCAUGUCCCUCCAAGUCUAGUAGUUUUUUCCUUUCUAAUGUUGCCCAAUCUUUGAUCCACGUAAGGGCGCAUGCCUCAUAGUACAGUCUCAUAUUUGGCAGCCCUAGUCCUCCUCUUUUGUUGGGUUAUCUAAGCAAUCAUGCAUGCAUUUUCAAUGUGGGAUGGUUUAUGUAGUUAGUUAUAUUUGUUGCUUAGUAACCUGAGCCAAGAUGCAUUCCAGAGUUGAAGCCACCAUUUAGGGGUUUUUGCAUAUGAAAUGGGAAAUGGGAGUAUCCUUUCUGGGGGGACACAGGAAGUGAUGUACAGAUGCCUCUUCCUGUCUCUUCCUCUUUGCUCCUGCCAUGCCAUGCUGAUAUUCCUGUUUUGUUAAGAGAUAUGUAGUAUCCUGAACUGUUUUUCUUUGGAACUAAGACGUUUUUUGCCUGUAUGACCAUCAUCAUACAAGAUUGUGAGUAAACAUAUUUCUGCUAUUUUAUUUGAUGUCUCUGAUGCUUAUUUUAUGCGCAUGACUUUUUUAAAGGGAAAGGGAGGCUGGAUAUUUUGUCUUAUUGUUUAUUUUCUUUUUACCUCUGCUCACAUAAACCCCUAGUCUUCUGCGUUUUACUGCUCUGCACCAAUAUUUAACCAUAUUGGGAUCAUAAUCUUAACAGGUUAUGAAUAUAUAUAUUUCUAUUAGGUUAUGAAAAUAUAUUCCUAUUAGGUUAUGGGCUCAGACACAAAAAGGGGAUAUAUUUUUAAAAGAGCAAUUUUAAGAGGUAAUAUUUUGUUUUGACUCUUAGUUUGGUGAGAAGUUUCAGAGCUUCUACAGUGAAGAGAGCUCACACAUUGAGAAGGCAUUUCCUGCUUUUUUUGUUCUGGCUGAGGCUUGGAGAUUGCCUGAAGGCAAAGCCUCUUGUGUUGUAAAUUGCCUGGCUGCAUGGUCGCCAUUUGAAUGUUUGCAGGCCUUGCCAGCCACAAGGCUUGACUUUUAAAAGGACACAUUUUUUUCCUCCUCCUUUCUCUUGUGCAUGUGCUUUUCAGAGAACCAUUUUGAUUUUUCUUUUUGGCUCAUUUUUCAUUCUAAGCCAAUAUUUUGAGAUUUUGAUUUUGAUCUUUCUUUUUGGAAUUCCUAUAUUUUUGAUUGAAGAUUUUUGAUUUUUGGAAUUCUGUUUGAAAGAUGGAUGAUAGAGAGAGAAUGCAUUUGUUGAGAGACGAUUUGAACAGCCAUAAUUUUCAUUAUUGGCAUGAUAAAGUAUUGAUACUCCUUGAGUAUGAGAGAGUGUUGGAUUGUAUUGAGAGAACAUGUCCAGAGUCUAAUGAGGAAGCUAUUUCAGAUUGGAAAGUGAAGGAUGCAAAAGCCAGAUAUUUGAUCACUUCUUCUCUGAAAACUAAGCAAAUGAUGUAUGUAAGAGAUUGUGUAACAGCCAAGGAUAUGCUGGAUGCACUAAAACGCACAUUUGGCCAUAUUUCAAAGCUAGCUGCUAUUGGGUUGUUGAAGAGACUUAUGAAAACAGAGCUUAAUGAUAAGAAAGAGUGUGAUAAACAUUUAGAGAAUUUUACAGAAAUGCUUGAUAAGUUAAAGAUGUCUGGUUUUAACAUUGAAGAUUUUCAUAAAGUUGGAUUAUUGAUUGGCUCUUUGGGAAAUAUUUUUGACCCAUUUAUGUCUGCAAUUGAGUCAAAUCCAGAUAUAACUUUUAAUUUGGCCGUUGCAAGGUUCAGAGACUUCUUUAAUGAUCAGCAUAGAAGUUCACAUGUGGAUAGCCCCAAAGCAAAUGAAUCAAGUUACAUGGCAUCAAGUCGCCACCCUCAUAGGGGCGGAGCUUCAAGGGACAGCCCAAAGGGGAGUACAUGCUUUAAUUGUGGAAAAUUUGGUGACAUUGCUAGAUUUUGUCGCCUACCAAAGAAAGAUGGUAUGCCAUCUGGUGGCAAUAAGCAAGUAAAGCAAGAAAGGAAAGUUUUUACAAACAAGCCUGCUGGAAACAGACAAUCACAUAGAGGCUUGAUGGCUGCUCAUUCUAUUUUAACAAUUAAUGAGAACAAAGACAAAGAAGAUGAUUAGAUUGUUGAUUCAGGUUGUACACAGCAUAGCUCAAAUAACUGAGAAUUUUGUUGAACUGAAUCAAGAAGUUAAAGGUGAUUUGAGAAUAGCUAAUGGAGAUUUAUUGAAAAUAAAAGGAUCUGGAAAGUGUAUUGUGAAAUGUAGUUUGCCUGAUGAGGUUGCUGUAACUGGAUUUCAGAUGUUCUUUACAUUGAUUCACUUCAAUGCAAUAUGCUAAGUGUUAGUUCCAUGGACAAGAAGGGAUUUGCAAUUCAUUUUGAGAAUGGUCAAUGUGAUAUUACAAAAGAAGGUGUUUUAUAUGCCAAAGCUUUUGAAAAGAAUGGAAUGUAUGAAUUGUGUGUUUCAUCUGAGCAAGCCAACAUGGUUAAGACACAUGUUGAUGGAAAGAAUCUUGAAAUUUGGCAUAGACGUUUUGGUCAUAGAGAUGCAAAUGCAAUUCUGCAGUUGCAGAAGGACAAUUUGGCUACAAACCUUGAGAUAAGCAAUACAGUUUUUGAUAAAUGUGUAGUCUGUGUUCAACAGAAAGCAGUGAGUCCCUCUUUUCCAGUCAACACAGAAAAGAGAUCUACUAAGAUUCUAGAUUUAAUUCACAGCGAUAUUUGUGGUCCCUUUAAGACUUCAUUUGGAGGAAAUAAUUAUGCAGUUAUUUUCUUAGAUGAUUUUUCAAAGUUUUGUGUUUCUUAUAUUCUGAAAGACAAAUCUGAAGCUCAAGACAUGUUGCAGAGAUAUGUUGUUAUGGUGAAGACUAAGUUUGGAUGCACACCGAAAACUAUUCAAACUGACUGUGGUAGUGAGUACACUUCACAUCGCACACAGAGAUUCCUGGAAGAGAAUGGAAUUCAGCAUUUUAAGAGUGUUCCUUAUACUCCUCAGCAAAAUGGAGUGGCUAAAAGGAAGCUUAGGUCUCUAGUUGAGAUGACAAGGUGUAUGUUAAAAGAUGUAAAUCUUCCAGAUUGCCUCUGGGGCGAAGCUUUUGCCACUGCUACUUUUCUUCAGAAUCGUCUACCAACUAAAGGUGCUACUAAAACUCCUUUUGAGUUGUGGACUGGUAAUGUGCCAAGUAUGAAACGCAUCAAAAAGUUUGGAAGUAUAGCUUAUGCUUAUAUUCCCAAGCAGAAAAGGCACAAGUUGGACUGUAGAUCUGAACAAACUAUUUUAGUUGGUUAUGCACCUGCAAAUAAAGGCUAUAGAGUCAUGAACUUAAUGACUGGUGAAGUAUCUACACGACAUGUAGUGCAUUUUGAUGAACAGAGCAAAGUCAAUCUAAAAGGGACUGUGCUAGAUUUUUCAGAUGAAGAAGAGAAUACUACUUUACAGCUUACAGAGUCCAUUGAUGAUGUACCAACAAUUUCUUCAAUUGACACACUAGAAAUGUCACUGGAGUUCAUCCAGAGAGGCAAGGAACGCACCACAGACGCUAGAGGCAGUACACAAACAGGAGGGCCAGAAGAUGAUGCUGGUGAGUUAAGUCCUGGAGUAGAUGGAUCUGCGGAGGUAGGUUGUCUUCCAGAACAAACUCACAGGUAUUCAUUGCGUCCUAACAGAGGUGUACCACCCUCGAGAUUGUCUUACCUUGCAGAGUCAACAUUAUCCAGUGAACCGUCUACUAUAGAAGAAAUUGAGGUGCUACCUGCCACAGAAGCUGAACAGUGGAGGAAAGCAGCACAAGAAGAGAUUGAUGCUCUACACAAGAAUGGAACUUGGACACUAACUGAACUUCCACCUGGUAAGAAGCCAAUUGGAUGCAGAUGGGUAUUCACAUUAAAGAGAGAUGCAGAAGGAAGAAUUGAGCGCUACAAAGCGAGACUAGUUGCUCAAGGAUUUUCUCAGAAGUAUGGAGUGGAUUAUGAUUAAACUUUUGCACCUGUUGUGAAACACAGCAAUAUAAGACUACUUCUAAGUAUUGCAGCUUCAAAGAAGAUGACUGUACGACAUCUAGAUGUUAAGACUGCAUUCCUGCAUGGAAAGAUUACGGAAAGUUUAUUUAUGAGACAACCACCUGGUUUCGAGGACAAGAGAAGACCUCACCUUCUUUGUAAACUUCACAAGGGUCUAUAUGAACUUCGUCAAUCAGCAAAAGCCUGGAAUGACAAAUUAGAUGAAAUGCUGAAGCAAUUGGGAUUCAAGCAAGGAGAAGCAGAUCAGUGUUUGUACACUAGAACCAAAAAUGGACAUUGUACUUUUAUUCUGACCUAUGUAGAUGAUCUUAUUGUAUCAACUGAAUCAGAUGAAGAUUACACCGAGGUUGUACAACAUUUGAGCAAACAAGUUGAAUUGAAAGAACUUAGAGAUGCUACGUACUAUUUUGGAAUACAAAUCAAGAGAGAGAAAGAUGGAUCUUUUCUCUUGAGUCAGAAGCAAAAGAUUAUAGAUUUGCUGGAAGUUACUGGACUUCAAGAUGCAAAAACAGUAGCUACACCAAUGACUACAGAUUUCUUGAGAAACAAUGAAGAAAGUGUACUUUUGCCAAACAACAACCAGUAUAGAACUGCUAUAGGAAAGCUCCUAUAUUUAGCUACCAGUACCAGACCGGAUAUAUCGUCUGCUGUUGGAAUUCUAAGCAGAAAGGUCAGUGCACCUACUCAGAAAGAUUGGAUAGCUGUCAAGAGAGUUGUAAGAUACCUGAAAGGAACAAUGGACUUACAAUUGAAGUUACCGGCAAGUGACAAAUCAAGAUUGAUUUGUUAUUCAGAUGCUGACUGGGCUAGUGAUUCUUCAGAUUGUCAGUCAACUAGCGGAUAUCUGUUUAUGUACGGAAAUGGUCCUAUCGCUUGGGUAAGCAAGAAUUAGUGGCUAAAUCCACUACUGAAGCAGAAUACAUAGCCAUUUCCCUAGCAUCAGAUGAACUUUUGUGGCUUCAUCAACUUCUGACUGACUUUGGAAUUGAUGAGCAGAAGCCUAUUCAAGUGUUUGAGGACAACCAAAGUUGUAUCUAGUUUGCCAAGUCUGAGAAGAUGAUGAUGCGUACAAAGCAUACUGGAAUAAGGUACCAUACUGUACGUAAAUUUUCUCAAGAUGGAAUGAUUGAACUGACAUACUGUCCAACAAAGGAGAUGGUGGCGGACAUUUUGACGAAACCGUUACCUAGAGAUGGUUUCCAAGACCUCCGUGUCAAGAUGGGACUAAUUGUCCCAUCAGAUUGAGGAGGGCUGUUGGGUUAUCUAAGCAAUCAUGCAUGCAUUUUCAAUGUGGGAUGGUUUAUGUAGUUAGUUAUGUUUGUUGCUUAGUAACCAGAGCCAAGAUGCAUUCCAGAGUUGAAGCCACCAUUUAGGGGUUUUUGCAUAUGAAAUGGGAAAUGGGAGUAUCCUUUCUGGGGACACACAGGGAGUGAUGUACAGAUGCCUCUUCCUGUCUCUUCCACUUUGCUCCUGCCAUGCCAUGCUGAUGUUCCUGUUUUGUUAAUAGAUAUGUAGUAUCCUGAACUGUUUUUCUUUGGAACAAAGACGUUUUUUGCCUGUAUGACCAUCAUCAUACAAGAUUGUGAGUAAACAUAUUUCUGCUAUUUUAUUUGAUGUCUCUGAUGCUUAUUUUAUGCGCAUGACUUUUUUAAAGGGAAAGGGAGGCUGGAUAUUUUGUCUUAUUGUUUAUUUUCUUUUUACCUCUGCUCACAUAAACCCCUAGUCUUCUGCGUUUUACUGCUCUGAACCAAUAUUUAACCAUAUUGGGAUCAUAAUCUUAACAGGUUAUGAAUAUAUAUAUUUCUAUUAGGUUAUGAAAAUAUAUUCCUAUUAUCUUUUGUUUUCAUCUUUGAGUAUUUUUGUUUUGAUUCUGGGCUCCUUUCCAUUCCAUAUAAAUUCUGAGAUUUCUUUGUGCCAUUUAUUGAACAAGUGGUUAUUUCUUAUGAUGGGAAGGUUCUGAAAGAGGAACAGUAAUUUCAGAAAAAUAUUCAUUUUUAUAAUUGCAAUUCUCCCUAGAAAUGAGACAUUUAGGUAUUUCCAAUUUUUCAAAUCUUUUUGGAUAUUUUUCCUUUUAUCCUCGUAGUUGUUUUUAAGAAGAUUAGUAUUGCUUGUAGUAAUAAUGAUCCCUAAGUAUUUAAUCUUCUUCUCUGUUCUCAAUUUUGAUUCUUCCUCUAAUUCUUUGACCCUAUCCUUGGUCAUAUUCUUUGUUAGUAUUUUGGUUUUCUCUGUAUUUAGUUUGAAACCUGCUAAUUUUCCGAAAUCCUCAACUUUCUUAAUCCAUUUCUGAAUUUACUGGCUUGGCCAGUAAUGAGAUAUGAGGAUCCUUGCUUUAAAAGACUCAGGCUGAGAGUGGCAGAAACUGCAGCAGUAUUUCUCACAAAAACCGAGGGACCAAAUCUUUUGAAACAGGACACAAUAAAUAAAGGGUGGAGGGAACAAAACUUUUCUAACCUGGAAUUAUAUUUAACUCUUUAGUGCCUCUGGGCUAUUGAGGAUUUGACAUUUCCCCUUAAAGCUUUUCUUUUUAAAUAGUCUGGGAAUGCCUAAAUAUUCAGGGUCUCACUAAGAGCCUGCUUUCCCUAAGAUAGGAAAGCAUAUGCAGUCACUGAAUCCCUUAAACUCUUGAUUUUGUGUUAAUUUUCGCAUUUUGAGGAAAUAUUAUUUCUUAGAACAAGAUGCUGGCAAUGGGGGGAGCAACUUUACAUCAGUUAAGGUUGGGCUAGAUUAUCAUUCCUGAGUACAGACAUGGAGACUAGUUACAGGUUUCUGAAGAUGAAGCUCCAGGCUACAAAGGGAAAUGAACACUUUACUAAACGGAGACAGUGACUCCCUGAAGACAAUUAUACUUCUGUCUUAUUUUGUAUUCAUUUUGUACAUAAAUUUUUCAGGUUGUUGGUCCUCAGCCCCACAUUUCUCAGCUGAUAUAUUUAACCAGAUCAUAAUGUUGCCUCUUAAGUCUUUGAUCCAAAAUCCCUCAUCUGCAGGGUGAUGAGAAGCAGUUAAGAGAUCACAACUCUUGUGGAAGAUGAAAUUUCAGAAAGUGUACUUUGUGUUAUCACCUGUUACAGCUGUCGGAAAGUACAUAUAUUCGACAUGUUUAUUGUCAUUACUAAAUCCUGAAGUUCUCAAUAUUUUCAUGAAGUCCUGCAUGUUAGUCCAAACUCUUCUGAUUCUGUUCCCUGUGUCUGAACUGUAGUUGUUCACUCUCCUUACUCUGUACAAGAUUUUUUAUGUGUAAUAAAAAUAAAAAUACCUAUCUUUCUACAA